GGGUGCAGUGCCGCUCCACAGCCGCAGGUGGCGCUGCAGCUUUUCCAGGCUGAAUGUUUCAGCUGCGGCGGAAGUCACAGCUGCAGUGUUCAAACUGAAUUUUCACAAAUAUUAAUAAUAUUUCAGAUUAUUAAUAAAGUUAAUGGCGGCGGAGGCGAACGGAACGGAGCUGCGGACGGAGGAGUGCUCGUACUCCUCAGCCCGACAGAAGCUGGAGAACCUCCUGAACAAGAGCAUGAGGAUCAGGAUGACGGACGGACGGACGUUGGUGGGGCUCUUCCUCUGCACUGACCGGGACUGUAACGUCAUCCUGGGCUCAGCUCAGGAGUUCCUCAAGUCCACAGACUCGUUCUCUCAAGGAGAGCCAAGGGUUCUGGGUUUGGCGAUGAUUCCUGGUCAUCACGUUGUGUCUAUAGAAGUUGAGUCAGAGAGUUUACAGCCUGCGCACGGACUCUGAGGAACCGACACGCAGAGGAUGAUGGGAAAUGUAGUUGAUGAUUGAUGUUCCUGCAGUGCAGGUGUUGGUGGACUUUACAGCGUGUUUACUGAGCGCACCUGAGCACAGGUGGACUUCACCUGAUCAGGAGAGCGUGAGGAACUGCUCUGAUGCACACGUGUGUGCGUGUGUGUGUGCGCGUGUGUGUGUGUGUGUGCGUGUGUGUGUGCGUGUGUGCGUGUGUGUGUGUGCGUG
Messenger RNA from Colossoma macropomum (tambaqui), 691 nucleotides. RefSeq names its product N-alpha-acetyltransferase 38, NatC auxiliary subunit (gene naa38). Gene Ontology annotation, molecular function: RNA binding. NCBI's taxonomy places the organism in Eukaryota, Metazoa, Chordata, Actinopteri, Characiformes, Serrasalmidae. Gene Ontology annotation, cellular component: NatC complex. The record is from RefSeq and is a predicted model, not a curated record. Bases 143 to 457 code for a protein of 104 amino acids. The transcript is spliced from 3 exons.